This is a messenger RNA of Pantherophis guttatus, 4467 nucleotides long. It is a transcript of the gene UBAP2, whose product is annotated as ubiquitin associated protein 2. The record is from RefSeq and is a predicted model, not a curated record. Gene Ontology annotation, molecular function: protein binding. Gene Ontology annotation, cellular component: cytoplasm; nucleus. Lineage: Eukaryota; Metazoa; Chordata; Lepidosauria; Squamata; Colubridae.
AGGCUUGGAAGAAGAAUAGAAGGAGAAGAUAAAUAUUGCUAGUUUUCAGUCUUGCCACUGAAGAAAAUGUGGCACGGAGUGGCCAAGAUUUUCUAUUUUGUACAUACAUUGUUUUGUAUAUACUGUAUAUGAUGACUUCGGUGGGCAGUGAACGUACUCGGGGCACUCGAGAAAAAACACAGAUUCCAGCCACGCAGCCGACACAACCACAGAAACCAGUAGUCCAGGCCACAGCAGAGCAAAUCCGCCUGGCCCAAAUGAUAUACGAUAAGAACGAUGCAGACUUUGAAGAUAAAGUGAAACAACUGAUGGAAGUGACAGGGAAGAAUCAGGAUGACUGCAUCGUAGCUCUGCACGAUUGUAAUGGUGAUGUGAACAGAGCAAUCAACCUCUUGCUGGAAGGAAGCUCAGAUACAACUUCAUGGGAGACAGUAGGAGGCAAGAAGAAAAGCCUUGGAAAAGAGAGUUCAGAAAACAAAGAGAACAGAGAAAAGCGAGGGGACAGAGAAGUGAGUCGUGGACGGGGAAUUUCCAGCAGAAGAGGAAGAGGGGGCAGCCGUGGUCGAGAGUUUAGAGUCGAAGAAAAUGGAGUAGAAUCGCCACCUGGGGAUAGGCCUUCCGAUCGUGGCAAACGUGGCAAGGGGAGAGGAUUUGGACGGGCCAGAGGAAGAGGAACUGGGAGAUUUUCAGCCCAAGGCAUGGGGACGUUUAACCCUGCAGAUUACACCGAUUCCUCAGCCACCGACGGCUUUGGGGCAAAACAGGAGUCUUGGGAACUGGGAGAAAACGAUGCAGCUGAAGGAACAGCCCUUUGUUCUACAGGAGCAUGGAAGAAUUCAAUAGAAGAAUGGACGGCCGAAGACUGGAACGAAGAUCUUUCAGAAACAAAGGUCUUCACAGCUUCAUCAGUUCCAGCCGAGAACCAUGUUGCUUCUGGUCAAAGCAUUGAUCUGGUGACGCUGCUUCAGAACCCUGGCGCCCCGAAUCAAGACCCAGAGGCCACCUCCUUCGAUGCUACUCAGCCGCAAGGCUUCGGCCAGGCGCUCAUCUUCACCAAUUCCCAGCACAAUCCUCCGACGGCCUCGGGAACAAGCAAUCCAAGCACUGUGAACACUUACUCGGCACAAAGCCUGUCUUCGGUGCUGACUUCUGGAUUCAGAGAACUUAGCUCUUCAAAGUUAGCCAGCUCUACUGGUUCUCAGAUUUUGGAGCCUCUGAAAUCUCCAGGUUUGGGCCAGUUCGCCUCACAGGGUCCUCUCAGUACAGCCUCUCCAGUGUCCACAACUCCAACCUCAUCCUGGGAUGUCAAAUCUUCGACUUCGCAGCCUUCGAUCCUCAGCCAUUUCGACUUCAAAUCCCAACCUGAGCCGUCCCUGGUCCUAAGUCAACUGACGCAGCGGCAGCAACAACCCCCACCCCCACCGGCAGCCACCGUCCCACCUCCUGGACUGGAAUAUUUCGCCUCACAGAAAGCCCGGGAGCCUUUGCCAGUGGACAGCUGUGCAGCUGGCAACAAAACUGGUCCACUCUCCAGCCUGUCUCCAGAAAAUCCAGGGGUGCCAGCCCACCAAACGCAGCAGAAGCAGAUCAAGCCAUCGAAGCGGAGGACGCCCCCAGUUUCAAAAAUCCCUUCCUCUGCGGUGGAAAUGCCUGGAUCGACUGAUGUUUCGGGCCUAAACGUACAAUUUGGGGCACUUGAAUUUGGGCUGGAACCUGCGGUCUCAGAUUUUGGACCUGCUGCAAGCUACGAAAGCAGCCCAGCACCCAAUAAUAUCUUGUACACCAAGCCUGUAAAUGAACCUCUGAAUACCUCUUUGCCAAUGUCCAAUACAGUACAGGAGUCCGCCUACGUCACCCCUGUCGUCACAUCCAGCCUGACCUGCUCUCCCCAGAGCACCAGCCUUGUAACGGAUUCCUCCUCCUCCUCCUCCUCCUCUUACGACCAGGCCUCUGCGCAUAACAGGGUGACAUACCAAAGUUCGGUGCCUCCGUCAGAACCUGCCACCGUGGCUGUCAUGAAUGGACACAACGGUGUUCGAAUGCAGCCAGCUCUUGACACUGCUUCGUCUGUUCCCACGUCAAAGCUGGAAACCUCUCCUCCGUCGCUACCUGCCCAAGGUCCUUCGUUGCCGAGCACCACGGCUUCCACCUCUUUGCUUCUGCCUUCAGCACCUUCUCACACGGCAGCACUUCCAUCAAGUGACUUGGCCAACAGCUCCCUCUCUCAGUUAAGCAGUUCUCUCUCAGAUCAUCCAAGCAGCCUCUCUUCUGCCUCGUCACAUACGCACAACAGCGUCGAGAACGCCACCGCGCUCCCACCCUCCAACACUUUCUCAGUUGCCGCAACCCUGGCUACCACCUCUCCGGCCACCAGCCUGGCCAGCACGACCCACAGCCUCGGCCUGAAUGCGACCAGCGUCUCUCUGCCAAUUCCCACCAGCCGGGCCGCUCCCUUAGUGUCUUCAGCCAAAGCGCCCCCCAACCUUCCCCAAGGUGUGCCACCCUUGUUGCAUAACCAGUAUUUUGUCGGACCUGGAGGACUCCUGCCUGCCUACCCACAGAUAUACGGUUAUGAUGAUCUUCAGAUGCUCCAAUCCAGGCUGCCUGUGGAUUACUAUGGAAUCACAUUCCCUGCUCCUGCGAACCUGACCAGCAGAGACGGAGCCCUUGCUAACAACCCUUACUCAGGUGAUAUCACAAAAUUUGGCCGCGGAGAUUCAGCUUCCCCCUCGCCCGCCACCACCCUUGCCCAGGCUCAGCAGAACCAGACCCAGGCCCACCACACGGCUCAGCAGGCCUUCCUCAACCCCACGUUGCCGCCCGGGUACAGCUACACUGGCUUGCCAUAUUACGCUGGUGUGCCAGGAGUUCCCAGUGCUUUCCAGUAUGGCCCCACCAUGUUUGUCCCUCCAGCCUCGGCCAAGCAGCACAGCGUGACCUUGAAUGCCGCUUCCACGCCCUUCCAGCAGGCUGGCAGCUACGGCCAGCACAGUUAUGGAGCAGGUUAUGAUGACCUCACCCAGGGGACGGCGGCUGGAGACUACAGCAAAGGGCCGUACGUUGCCGCCUCUCAAACACAAAACAAGUCAGCUGGCGGCGGAGCAGGGAAAGGUGUUUCUGUGAACUCAAGUAACACAGGUGUGCCUGACAUUAGUGGCUCUGUCUACAACAAAGCUCAGGCUUUUGACAAGCAGGGAUUCCACGCCGGGACCCCUCCCCCGUUCAACCUGCCCUCGGCCCUCAGCUCCACGGGGCCCCUAAACCCCGGGGCUGCUGCUGGCUACGCUCCGGCGCCCUUCCUUCAUAUCUUGCCUGCGCACCAACAGCCGCAUUCCCAGGUGCUGCACCAUCAUCUUCAACAGGACGGGCAGGGCGGAUCUGCCCAGCGCAACCAACCCAACGCCCUGCAGCAGAAACCUCAGGCUACAAAAACCACCUACGGGACUUCUCCGUACUGGACGAACUAAGCUCUGGCGCAGAGGAAAGGCAGGGAGACCGUCCGGAGUAGCCCAGGGUCCUUCUCAGGCUCCCACCGGAGACCGUCGACUGCGGAGGGAAAAAGAGACGCGCCCCCCCCUUCCUCCUCCUUCCUGGGGGAGCUCGGCUCAGACACCCCGUGGGAAGAAUUGGCAGACACUCCCCUCGUUCGUGACUCUUCCCGAUUUGCUGUUUUCUGUAAAAUAUUUAUGUAUGUACUUGUAAAGGUAGUAGAGCCUAACCGUGGUUCCUGCAUGUUUCCGAAGACUUUUUUUAAAUUUUUCUUCCCGAUAAGGAGGGCUAAAACAGACCGGCUCCCCCUUCGGGCCCUCUGGCAGCUUCUCUCUCUCUCUUUUGUAUAGUUUGGAGGAUUUUAGCGCUUGUCCAAGGGACAGGAGUGUGCCACUUUUUAAAAUUAUAUAUAUAUAAUUUUCAAAUAUUGACCCCGGAAGCCUUUUCUGACUUUAAAAAUACUACUUCGCUCAGGCAAGCAGUCAGAGACUCGAAAAAAAACCAGGAGUUUUUAUCUGUUCUUUGUUUCUUUUUCUUUUAAAAAAAUAAUAAAAUACAAUUUUGGCGUUUUCCGAAGGGCCCUGCUUCGUUUGGCCCCCCGUUCCUGCCAGCCGGAAGGUUGGUGGGCAGCCUAGUUAUAAAUUGCAAUGUUGCACUUUUCUUGGGACAAUUAAGAAAUAAGCUAAAGGUUAUUAAGUCUCCCUUCACGCCCAUGUUCCGUUUUUUUGUUUUUGGUAGCCGUUGCUUGGACUGCCAGCGUCUCCCCAAAUGGUGUCUGCCGAUCCUGAGCUCCCUUUCCUUGGCCAGGACACCCUCCUGCCUUCCACGGCCGCGUUCUUCCUCCCCUCUUGAGAGGGGCACCAAGACUGAAGGGUGUGGGUGCCAGAAAACUUCCCCUCACCUUAAUGAAGGUUUCAGAAAUUUCAUUUAUUUUUUAGCUCAGACCCUCCUCUAAUAAAGUUCUAAGCAUAUCAACAA